Molecule: messenger RNA, 933 nt
Organism: Aspergillus sclerotioniger CBS 115572
Lineage: Eukaryota; Fungi; Ascomycota; Eurotiomycetes; Eurotiales; Aspergillaceae
Product: kinase domain-containing protein
Exons: 3
Coding region: 1-933 (310 amino acids)
Biological process (GO): protein phosphorylation
Molecular function (GO): ATP binding; protein kinase activity
Source: RefSeq, a predicted model, not a curated record
AUGAACACCCAACACCAAUUCCCCACCGUACACUGGCUCUGGGGAGGAGGUAUAUCAUACGUAUACGAAGUCCAUCCUCACAUCGUAAUCUACGAGACCUUCUCACAACAUCCGCCCUGCCCUUCCAUAAUCCAAUGCUUCUUCUACACCGACAACGGCAUCUUCCUCGAAUACAUGAGAGAUAUAUCCCUCUCUACCAGAAUCCAAGACAACCAUAUUCGAAACCAGCAAACAAAACAAGUCACUGAAGUAAAAAGACUAGAGCCUUUAUCCCUCCGAAAAAGAUGGAUGAAUGACCUUGCUCAAGCUAUUGCGUUCCUUGAAUCACUUGAUCUCGCCCAUGGUGAUCUACGACCGGAUAAUAUCCUGCUCGAUCGAGAUCAGUUGAAGGUAUCUGAUUUUGACUGUACGGCGGAGAUCGGGACGGAGUUUGAGGCUUGUAUACCCCCGUAUGGACGGUUACUUAACAGUACCGAAUCAGAUGAAGGACGAUGCGGAACGGCUGGCUUCUUAGGCCCUCGCACGGAACUCUUUGUGUUAGGCUCUUUGUACUAUCUCAUUAACUACGGUUUUGAGGUAUACGGGGAUCGACGUCUCACUGAAGAUCCUAAAAAGCAUGGACCUGAAGUCGUGGACUUGUUGCAGAAUAUGGUAUUUCCGGAGUUGAAUGGUGGUGAUUCGCUGAUUGAUGAUAUUAUCGACAAGUGUUGGCAUAAUAAGUAUGCUACGGUUGGGGAGUUGGCUGCAUACACAGAGAUGCUCGUUGAUGAAGGAACCAAUGAGGAAGGGAACAGUGCUGAAACGAGUGCUAUUACCGAAUCGCGGAAGAUGUUCUGUCGGGAUUUGGAACAACGUGGACUUCUUCGUCUGCUUUCUUCUGGUGAACCUGAGCACCUUGGGUUUGGGUUUGAGUGGUAUAGAUAUAGUUCCUGA